Messenger RNA from Ochlerotatus camptorhynchus, 3523 nucleotides. RefSeq names its product Mitogen-activated protein kinase phosphatase 3 (gene Mkp3). The record is from RefSeq and is a predicted model, not a curated record. Gene Ontology annotation, cellular component: cytosol; cytoplasm. NCBI's taxonomy places the organism in Eukaryota, Metazoa, Arthropoda, Insecta, Diptera, Culicidae. The transcript is spliced from 5 exons. Gene Ontology annotation, molecular function: MAP kinase tyrosine phosphatase activity; protein tyrosine/threonine phosphatase activity; MAP kinase tyrosine/serine/threonine phosphatase activity. The coding region runs from base 504 to 1874 and encodes 456 amino acids. Gene Ontology annotation, biological process: protein dephosphorylation; negative regulation of MAPK cascade.
GUUCAGAAAGAACCCACGGACCCUUUACUUGGCCGAGUGGCUUCAAACGUUACGGUGGUGUGGUCUCGUUCUGAUAUCGUUCGCUCCUCGGUCGUCGUCUUCUGUACGUUCGCAGUGUUCCGUGCCUCCACUGUAUACAAGAUUGCUUCUCUGCUAAUCUACCAGUAUCACACAUUGUUUGAAACUCAUCGAACACAGUAAAUGCACAAUAAUAAAUAGAUAGUGUGCGGACUAGAAAGUGGUGUUAUUUUGCGAAAACAAUAACAAAUUGAGUUGUGCAAUGUACUGCGUUUAGGUGUGUCGAAAACAGUGUUUGAAGACGCCGCAAUCCAAGUGACCGUAGGAAGUGAGGAAAGUUUUUCUAGUUGUCAUGAAGUGAAUCCGUUGGUGACCGUGAAAGCAUCUGAUUUACAGUAUCGCAGUAGGCGGUAGUGCAGUGUGUCGAUUACACAGUGAUUGUUUUUUUUUCUGGUGUUGUUCGUGUAGUAGGCUCAGUGUCCGAGAUGCCUGACCACGAUAUCGAAAUAAUAACAAGCGAGCAGUUGCACAGUGAGCUGCGAAAAUCGCACAAAAAUUUUAUCAUCCUCGACUGCCGCAGUUCGAAUGAGUUCACCGAGAGCCACAUCCGUACGGCGGUAAACUUCAGCAUUCCAAGCAUCAUGCUCCGACGGUUUGCCGCUGGCAAAAUCGACAUCACCUCAACGAUUAAGUGCCGAGAUUUGAAAGAAAGGAUACUGUCCUGCUACAAGGAGAGUACCUUCGUGUUGUACAACAAUAGCAACGAUGUGGUGAUCAAUGAUCCUGGGUACAAUAAUCAGACGACGAAUGACACUACCAUCAACGUGUUGCACAGAAAACUUAAGCAAGAUGGCUGCCGUGUAGUGUGUCUUGAAGGUGGCUAUGCGAACUUUCGGCAAUCGUUUCCGGAGUGGUGCGAGGAUGAAGUCAUCAACGCUAACCUGCAGUCUGGAUGUGCCGCUACCGAACAACUGAUGGGAUUGAGAUCGCUUCGCAUAUCGAUUCCGUUCUCGGACUCGGCCUGCAGCAGCAGUACCGAGUCGUCCGACUGCGAAAGUACAACGAACUAUCUCGCCGAACCGGUCAACGUCGAACCGGUCGAGAUCAUGUCCGGCCUCUUCCUCGGCAACGCUUCCCACAGCGAGGAUCUCAAAUCGCUGAAAAAGUACAAUAUAAAGUAUAUUUUAAAUGUUACACCAGACUUGCCAAACGUUUUUGAGCGCGAUGGACAUAUAAAGUAUCUACAGAUACCGAUUACCGAUCAUUGGUCCCAGGACGUGGCCGGGCAUUUUCCCAAUGCAAUAAAGUUUAUAGAUGAGGCCCGUUCCAAGGGUGUCGGUGUGCUAGUUCACUGCCUAGCGGGUGUCUCCCGAUCGGUGACAGUGACGCUAGCUUACAUCAUGUUCGCCAGGACACUCAGUUUGAACGAUGCAUUUUCCCUGGUGAGAGCCCGCAAGCCAGACGUUUCGCCCAACUUCCACUUCAUGGAGCAGCUGCAUACCUUUGAACGUCAACUGAACCUGGACGUCAGCCAUCGGGCAAAAUUGCUUCCUGCUGGCUGCUCAUCCGCCUCGACGCCUUCCUCAUCGUCCAUCAGUGGUGCAUUUCCUUCCUCCAGUGGACUGGGUCUGCAGCGCAAUUUAUCCGGAGAUCAACCUCCUGGAUCGCAAGACCGAGGUGGGUCCGGUUCGGGCCCACGGACCCACAUGGGAAAGUACAGCUGCACCUGCUUCGAAGUCGAAUGCAAGUGCUCCCAGGCGGCCAUCGAACUGCUAGGGCCAUUUAGCAGCGGCAUCUCACCGGAUUCCGGCAUCGAGUUUGACCGGUGGACGCCCAGUAGUAAUACACCUAAAUGAGGUUUUGCCGUAGAGAAAACAUUCACUCUUCCAGACCCGAUCCAACUGCCAACCGAAUCAACGUCUUCGAUUGAACCCCCAAUGUGGCCGACUUCCGAGCAGUAGAUUGCAGAAGCCAUGCGCACCAGGUCAGGAUCUGAAAGAGAUAAUGUUUGCUCUACACAGCCAUACAGAGAAAGAAAAUCAAAAUCAGGUUUGUCUAACCCUCACACACGCCGUUUUUGCAACAAAAAAGCAGAUUUUAGUGUAAUCAAUUGAUGUUGGAUUGCUUAAAGGAAUCCAUUUAGAGGAAAAACAAACCAUUGUUUUUGAAUGUGUGACAGGAAGGGAGCAAAUUCCUUCCGAGCACAAACUUUAGAAAACAAUCCACGUGGCAAGCCAUGACCAAGCGCUCAUAUGGGUUGGUGUUGGACAAGCUGAGCACAGUCGACUCAACGGUCACUACGCAACGGCAAUUUUACUCAGCAACCAUGUUUGUUUUUGGAGCGCUUCUCGGGAUCCACGUGGAUUUUGUGUUGUUUUCAUUAUUAGACAUUGAGAGACGUACAGUCAAAUAACAGUUUUUUGGAUCCAAAAUUUAUCUUGACGCAACUGAGUCAGGUCAAAAUAAUUAAAAUUUUAAUGAAAUUGAAACGCAAUUUGUAACACUGAAAAAGUUUUUUUUUUCUAAAACCCCAAAUACCAACCAGUUAAAUGAGCCGAGUUUUAAAGAAAAAGCUUAAAACAUAUGUCUAAACAUGAGCAAAGCCGGAAAGGGCGACAAUUUAUCGCUAUAUUUGUAUUACAUAAGACGCAAACUGCAGGUGCGAUUUGCGACGGAAAAAAAAACUAAAGCAAGUAAACUCAAACUAUUAAAACGUGAAUUAGAACGCUUUUCAAAUUCAACUAGCAAAAUUCAAGAUGCGCAAAUUUUCACCACACAUUUGCGGAAUGUACAAUUUACUAAGGGAUUACGUUAAGUCGAGAUGAUUUAAUCUGAAUGAAUAAGAAUCUUUGAACACGGAUUACAUUUAUUAUUAAAGUAACUUAUGACGAUGAAUUAAAGUUUAAAACUAUACGGAAACAUGGAAAUGACGGAGCCAGGUAAUUUUAGUUCUCUAACAAAAUCUUUUAUUUAUGUUAAUUUUUAUUCUCGAUUAUUGAAUUAAUCCAGCUGCUGCCAAUGGUAGGCAAGCGGCUAGCGCCAAAAUCAAAAACAAAUUACGAAGAAAACCAGUUGAUUAGAUGUUUAUUGAUUAACAGUGUACAAUUAAAACUGCAAAACAAAGCAAAGCCAUUACAAAACAACUAAACGGUAACUGUUGGUUUUACACAAGUUGAUGCGAGAACAAAAGUCUAAUGAAAUCAAUUCUAAUCAACUCAAAACAAAACAACUCAUUAAAACAAAACACAAAGCAAGUCACAAUGUACACUAAAACAAGGAAUCGCAGAAAACACACACAAAUACUUUCACACAAAGUCUAAAUGAAAUUGUUCCCGCGUACUACAUAGAGUAUAACACAAAGUAAAAAAAUAAACAAAAGAAGAAAAACUAAACAUCCGAGCAGGCAGGACUCGACUUUUUUCCAAUAACUUUACAGGAUGCUAUGUGGACUACUAUGGAAGGAAACACUAUAGAAAUAUAUUCAUGAUAUUUAUGUCAAUAGUAA